AUAUGUCGCAAAUAAGUGUUAUCUGUUACUAAUUUGAAACAGGACAAUUUCAGCUCCUUACCUUUUAACAGUUAUAUAGACGCUAUACAAGUCAAACUUUCCUUGUCAAAGGCGAAAUUUCAGUAAACAAUUCCCCUUAAAUCUGAACUCCCUAUCCAAAAAAAGAUGUGUCAGUGAUAUUCAUUACAGUAGAGCUCAAAUAUUAUGUAAUCCAUGAAUGUAGAAAACAGUUACAUAGUACUCCCUCCGUCCGGAAAUAUUCUUCCCAUUUUCCUUUUUGGUCCGUCCGGAAAUAAUCUUCCCAUUUCCUUUUUUAGUAUGCUUUUUAAGGCUAAAUAUCAAUAAUACCCUUCUAUUUUAUCACAAAUCUACUUUUUUAAUACUUUUUUAAUAAUAAAAGGAGAUUUAAAAGUUUAUAGUAUGUGCAUUUUUGAAAAUUUUGUAUUUUUUUUACUAUUCCUUAAUAAGCGUGCCAAGUCAACACGGGAAGAACAUUUCCGGACGGAGGGAGUAAAAGCUAAAGAUAGAAGAACAAGUAAAACAUUUACAACAACAAUACAAACUCAGUAAGAUGACUAAGAUCACACAAAAAGUACAGUCUGGGGAGGGAUGCUAUUUCCAAGAGACCUGGCAAUUAACCCAAGAAAACAAUGUGGUAAAAUUUAAAUGAUAAUAACACAAAUGGGCCAAUUAUCAACAAAUCUGGCUCUUGUUCAUCAGAAUAUGUCCAACUAAGCACAAGCCCUAGGAAAAAAGAGCCAAUAAUCGAUCACUUGGAGAUUAACCCCAAACUGAUCAACUGGAUCUCAGGAAUGACUGUCAGGCAAAAACUCCCAUAACCCCAUAAGCACCAAAACAAAUGAAAAUUUCCUGGAAUUAAAAACAAUAUCGAUAUAAAGUAACCAUCUUUAGUGUUUCCAUAAAAGAAAAAAAAAAUCUAACAGCAUAAUCAACGAAGAAAAGAGUGGAAUUUCUUAGGAUUAGGAGAAAAAAAAGCAACCAUCUUUACUGUUUCGGCAAAUGAACCCUAAAACUCCGUAGUACAGACGCAAGUGAUUCGUUACAAAAUCUUAUAAACCUAAUCUAGCGAACGUGAUAAGAAUAGAAACACUCCACUGGCACACAUAAAAAGAAACCACAAGAAUCUAUCAAAUUAGUAGUCCGCAUACACAGAUUCUAAAAGAGGCAGAUGUUGAAUCGAAAGCUUGACACGAUUAAUCUGGGAAUUCAGAUCGAAUACCUUAGGAUUUUGAGAGAGGGAAAGAGAGAUCUGGAGGCGCCGGCGGAGAAGAAGAGGUUAAAGAUAACUGUGCUGCGGGGUAGGGGGGGUGGGGAAAGGGGUAUACUGUAUACAUACAUAGAGUGGAUGAAUCGGGAAGAUGACGUGUCACGGGAAAGGGAGGGAAAUACGGCCCACUCGUGCGGGGAUGACGUCGCCGAGAUGUGUGCGAAAGAGUUACUGGAAGCGAAUCAGCAACAGCGGGGUGGCGGCCCCUUGGACCUGCUGCUGCGUUCCGUGCUGCGGCUGCCAGCGGACGGCGGCGGCAAGAUGGAUGAAGCGAGAGAAGAAGAUGACGACGACGCCCUCCUCCCCUGGGAAAUGGCAGCCGCGACGACCACCAUGACGCCUGGGAAAUGGUUUCCCACAUUACAAAGCAAUUCUUCACAAUUGUCCCCAGCGCCGCCGUAAUCAAGGAGGAGCCUGGCCUUCUCUGCAUGACCUGCAAUCCAAAUGAGCAGAAGAAAAAGGUUCCAGACUGCAAUAGCCGAGAGGGUCGAGAAGGUGAAGGGAUUCACAGCUGCGAGGCUAAAUUAUGGAGAUCGACAGGAAAGAUGAUAAAGAGUUUGUUUCGAG
Molecule: messenger RNA, 1855 nt
Organism: Cuscuta campestris
Lineage: Eukaryota; Viridiplantae; Streptophyta; Magnoliopsida; Solanales; Convolvulaceae
Source: the annotation of a GenBank genome assembly